AGAUGAGUAGAAAAUGAAUGCAUUUUAUCUGCCCACCUUUGCUACAAUGAGCAGCAGCAAUAAUGUUGAUUUCCUGCAGAGCUUGUCUGAUUAUGUUAAUGUCACUCCUGUUAUAGAAUAGUAAUAUUAAUGUAUUAUGGUCUGUAACAAUUAGCAAAGUACACAAAGGAUAAAAGAAGCACAAGUUGAAAAUGUUUACAUGAAUAACAAAGCCCUGUCUAGAAAUAGACGGAUAACCUUUUGCAAAAUGUUAUAUACCAAAAAAAUAAAGGGAACGCUUUAACAACACAAUGUAACUCCCAAGUUCAUCACACGAGACUGAAGCAGGAGGAGGAAGUGACGUUUCGCCAAGCGUCCAUUAGCUAAUCGCCCAUUAGCUAAUUUGUUUCUUUCGGCUUUUUUUCUGAUGCGUUCUGAAGUUUUGAGGUGCAGUUUUGGUUGGAUUUAUAUUGUUUCCUAUGUAUGUUUUAUAUUAUGUCAAUCUUUCUUGACUUUGUUGUGCCUUCUGGCCGUGUUUGUUUGAAUCUGGUUUCUGGAAAGCAGCGUCGACGUGACGUCACAGUCAAGAUGGCGGUGCUUCAGGAAACUAUGGGGGAUCACAAUUUCAUGACAACAGUAUGACGAUAACGUUUUGAUAAGGGCGUAAUUUUGUUGUUUUAGGUGUCAUAAGCACCACAUGAUCCAAACAUAACAGGGCGUUUGCUGGAAGUAAUAGUGCACUUUGACGUAUUAUACAGUUCUAAAAUAAGAUGCAGCUAAUCCACCAUGGGAGCGCCCGGGCGUGACGUCAUCACCCACGGCCAUUCCCAUUGCCUGAGCACUACAGAUGCGGUUCCCAGGGAAACACCACCGCAAACAUUUGCCGAAACGUCGUUAAUACGACUGAAAGGAAUACAAAGCUUUAUAUUGACACUGUAUGCGGUGGAAAGUAAUGCUAGAAUACAUGUAUUCAUAAGUGCGGUGCAAGUAUCUCUGAAGUUGGUUGUACCCAAAAAGCGUCCGAAAUGAAUCGAGGCAAGAUUAUCAUCAAGAGAGUUGGAUUAAACAAGGCGGAAAAUAAGACAAACACGGUUCAGAGUCGGAACCUGAGCCGGGCCCAGCAGUAUAAGCUGGUGGCCCAACGGCGCACCCACGAUGAACACAAGCAGCAGGAGGCCACGCGAAUGGACCGGGACAGGCAGAUGGCGGCCAUCGUGAAGGAGGAGGAGAACGUUGACAGGAAGAGAUUCCAACGGCAGGUGCAGGAGGAGCAGAAAGAGAGAGCCGUAGAGCGUGCCAUAAUACAUGCCCAUACUGAGAGAAUAUUGAGGGAGAAGCAACUUGAACAAGACGAGAGGCUUGCCAAAGAGCUGGCCCGUAUCAAUCAUGAGAGACAAAGAGAAGAAAAGAUGAGGCAGUACAUAAGAGAAAACAGCAUUGAACUGCGAGAGUUGGAGUCCAAGUUGAAGCUGGCCUAUGUGAGCAAGGAGCAAGCUGCACAGAUGGCAGAGCAGGAAGCGAUAAAGUUGGAGACAAUGCGUGAAGAAGCAGAGUUUGACAGCAAAGUGCAGAACGAGCGCGAGCAGGCAGCCAUUGAAGAGAAGAAGCUGGAGCUGAAGAAACAACAGGAGCAGCUUGAAUAUCAGCGAGAGCUUAGCUUGCAGCUGGUGGAGCGAGAGCGCAAAAGACAAGUGGCGUAUGAGGACUUCCUCAAGGAGAAGCUCAUGGUUGAUGAGAUAGUCCGAAAGAUUUACGAAGAGGAUCAAAUGCAGCAGCAGUUGAAACUGGAGAGGGUGCGAGCCACCCAGCAGCACGUAGAGGAGUUCCAGAAGCAGCGGGCUGAGUGGCGGCGCUUGGAGAAAGAAAGGAUGGAAGAGGAGAACAGACGCAUCAAGGAGUUUGCCACCAAGCAACAGAAGUCUGCGGCGGACUGGAUGGCUAAGAUCAGAGAGCGAGAAGAAGCAAUACAACAUAUGAGAGAUACGCUGGCCCAGAAUAUUAGAGAGGAGAACCGCCAACGUGAAGAGAUGGAGAGGAUCCGUGAGGAGCUUUGUCUUGAAGAACAAGAAGAGGCAUACAGGCGGCAAGAAAUUGAAGAGAUGGAGAGGAACAUUAGACAGAGGCUGUUGUUGCAGAGGACGUGCGAGGAGCAAAUGGCUAUGAAGGAGAUGCGUCGGCAGGCUGAGAAAGAUGAAGAGGAGGCUUUUCGUAAAAUGAUGAUGGAUAAGUUUGCAGAGGAUGACCGCAUCGAGCAGAUGAAUGCCCAGAGACGACGCAUGAAGCAACUGGAGCACAAACGCGAGGUGCAGAAACUGAUAGAGGACAGACGGCUACAGCGUGAGGUUGACAAGGAGCUGAGAGCUAAAGAGAUUGCGAUGGAGGAGGAGAGAGAGGCGUUCGUGAGAGAGAUCAUCGAAGAGGAGAGGCAGCGACUUCUCAAACGACAUGCAACUCAACUUCUUGGACACCUACCGAGGGGAAUGCUUCGUGAAGACGAUCUGAAGCACUUUGAUGAAGACUUCAGAAAGAAUUUCACGAUACGUGAGGCAGAUAACUCAGAAAAUGGUGGUGGACAUGAUUGAGUUUAAAAAUGUUUUAUUUGAAGUUAGACAUUACAAUCGUGAUGGCUGAAUCCGGCUAUCCUAUUAUGACAAGUUCAUACUUAGUUAGUAUAUAAAAUAGUGAAAACUAAUAAAAGGUUAUCAUAACUCUGUAUUUUAGCAACAUAUUCAGCUGUAAUAUGAACUUCUGUGAUAGGACCGUUUUAAAAAUACUGCUAUUAAAUGGGUCACGUCCGGCCGAAACCGGAAGUGUGCCGGUGUAAUAUUGUUCAAUACACAUGCGUACCUUGAACGAUUUGAUAAAGAUACACAUAUUGUUGCACCCCUAUUAAUUGAAGAUGUACUGUAUGUAAAGGUUACCUUAUUAGUGGCAUGAGGGAUAGGAAACAACACUCUUGUUUUGCAGUGCAGUUAGACAGUAAUCUCUCGUUUAUCGCGGUUAACUGGUUCCAUGCAGACUCGACUGUCAAUUUCCGUAAAGUAGGAUUCCUUCUUCAUAAAUGGAAUAUUUUCCUAGAAACGACACAGAAAAUCUAUUUACGAUAAUUCAAAUAUGUUUAACAUUUUUAAAGCCGUCUUGACAUGCCAUCUUGUAUUACUUUACCAGCAAAAAUAAACCAUUUAACACAGUUUACCUUGUAGGGGACCAGUAUCAAUGGCGGACAGGACUUGACGUAGGGAUUCAAAGUUGAGUUUUAGCUUGUUCUACAGCCGCAACAGUAACCAGUGAUGUUAUUAUUAUUAUUAUGUUAUUAUUGUGCCUAUUGUGAGAUGAUUUCAACCUGCAAUAAAAGCCGUUUGCUGACA
Molecule: messenger RNA, 3347 nt
Organism: Doryrhamphus excisus (bluestripe pipefish)
Lineage: Eukaryota; Metazoa; Chordata; Actinopteri; Syngnathiformes; Syngnathidae
Source: RefSeq, a predicted model, not a curated record